Molecule: messenger RNA, 2526 nt
Organism: Schistosoma margrebowiei
Lineage: Eukaryota; Metazoa; Platyhelminthes; Trematoda; Strigeidida; Schistosomatidae
Source: the annotation of a GenBank genome assembly
GUGCUCGCAACCCCCAUCAUUGGACGAUACCGUAGGAGCCUUGCCGUGAUUUGCAUUUAUCGAACUUUUGCUGUUCUUACGCAAGAAAAGUACUAUUUAAGUUCUAAAGAAUCUAUCCAGAGCUAUACGUUCGUUGUUUCAAAUCAAAUCAUUAUAAUAUGGAUAAUGCAGAUGCUAAAGGAUCUCGACGUCUCAACCCUUUUAAUUGUGAUACAAACGAACAGCAGAGUCUCAUAUCUGCUCUGUAUGAUGCCCCAACGCUCACAAACUUCAGAGUGAAAGGCUUUUUAGAAUAUCUAUCUAGCGAUUAUUUCAGCAUACCCUUCGCACGCAUCAACGAGAAUUCAUCAGUGGAGGAGUUGAAGGAUGCAAUUCUCAAAUGCAAACAUAUGUUCUUGGCUUUAUCUAACGAAUCGUCGGGAAGAAAAGAUCGAAUAUUAGAUCGGUUGAUCCAGUUAAGGAGGAUUUUACAUGAUGUUAAGGAGUUCUCAGGCGUGUCGACGAAACCAAGUUCCUGUUAUUUUGGAUCUUCACCUCGUUUUCCAGAGCUAUAUUUAUUAUCACGUAGCUUAUCUCAGGUGUCUCUGCCAUGUUUGCCUUACCGAAUUAUGGGUCCUGAGGGUUCACGUCCAUCUAUACACCAUACUCCUUUCCCUGGUGGUCACGAUUUCCAAAGUGUUUCUGCGAUGCGUCAUCUGGGCGGAACGUGCGAAUAUUGUAGGCACUUAAUUCGUGGUCCGGUUGGAAAAAUAUUACGUUGUCGGGCAUGUGGUGUUAUAUGUCAUUUUGAUGGAUGUUUUAAUAGCCUAACACGUCGGUGUCCAGGUGCAUUACUUUUUCCCAGUACUAGUACUAAACACCAUAUGGGAUGUCGGCGUUUGCGAACGGAAAGUGAAAGCGGCACUCAUAAUAAUCCAAAGUUUCAUCUUACUGGAGUUACUUUAUUUGAUACUAGACGCCGUAUUUCAUUUAAACAUUUGGAAGUUUCCAACUUACCUUUUCUUUCGGCAGAUCUAACUUUACAAUCAUGGACUUGUGCAGAAUGUCUGGGAUCCAUUGAUUUUACACCAUCAUAUACAGUUUUAUCAGGACGUUUGAAUACACGUAAUCUGGGUAAAACGAUCAAUGAGGUCAUUGAAACAGGUAUCGGUGUACUUAUUGGGAAAGCUUUUCAAGAUAUAUUACCAAAACACAACUCUAUAGAUCACGUGACGUCUUACCUAAGUACUCAACAAUUGUCUUUGCCUACCUAUUUAUUGAAACCUUUUUCUACAGGACCAUCUCUAGUAGGAUCCAAUCAAUCAACUGAUAACCUAAAACAAUAUGUUGCUUUUGCUUCUCAUAGCGCUUCUGAACCAAUCCAAACAUGGCAUGACGCGUUUGUUAUAGAGGCAUUUGGAAAAGUCAGUCGUCGGAUUUCACCAUCCUUAUUUAUCAAAACUCAAAACGGACGCUUAACAAUAGAUAAGCAAGCAAGUGAGCUAAAUGUAUUAGAGAAUUAUGCUGCAGACACUGCAUGCACUAUGGAUUCUGCUCGUUUAUGCUACUACUCAGGAUAUUUUUAUUGUUCUAGGUGUCAUUGGGGAGAUACUCAUCAAAUUCCAGCUUGGAUGUUUGUUCUGGGUGAUUAUGAACCUAAACCGGUAUGUCGAACCGCGUACUUGUGGCUAAAUUAUGCUUGGUCACGCCAUUUAUUCCGCGUUCCUGUAUCGUGGUAUUAUCAUGAACCGUUGGCCAGACAAGUAUGUUCUAUUCGUACUAGGAUUUUCAGACUACAACCAUACUUCAAUAUAUGUUCAGGUGCAAAACUCUGCAGUUUAGAUUUUAAAAAAUAUGGUCUUGAAUGGUUUCUUGAGCAACCGUAUACAUUCACCAUGGAUUUAAUAAGUCAAGUAUUGAAUGGGAAACUGAUUGUACAAUUGACAAAUUUCUUAUCUAAAGUAAACGAACACAUUGAGCAAUGUCAGGUAUGUGAAACUCACAUUCCGAGUUAUUGUGUCGUUUGCAAUGAGGGGCCUACACGCCCAUAUCAUAUGAAAAUGGCGUUUUGUAAUCGAUGUAAUAAAUCAUGUCAUCGAUCUUGUUUGUCCGUGCCAUUACCGAUCUGUCUGAAAGAUACACCAUUCUAUGUGGAGAUCAUUAGAACGUACGGAUUAGAUUUUGACUGGAAUGAAGCUGAGGAUGAGUGGAUUGAAGUACUUUAUCCUUCCUUAUGUGUAUUAUGCAAACAAUGUGGUUUGCACUAAACUUACAUCAUUGUUUAAUUCGUUGGACAGAUUUUUCAGUCAUAUUCGUGUUAUCCUCGAACACUGUUCUCAUGCACUUCUAUUUUUCGAUUGCAUAUUUUUCAAGAUAUCGCUGUGUAAUUUCUUGAUUCGAUGAAUUUGUAUAUAUUUAGGAUAAACCUUCUUGUAAGUAUGCAUGAAUAUAUAGUGUUUUGUCUCCUUAAUUUUACAUUUACUUUCACUGAUUUCAUAUUGUUUUUCGUAACUGUACUUAAUUUGAUUUAAUACAUUCCAAUUUAGU